Molecule: messenger RNA, 955 nt
Organism: Pan troglodytes (chimpanzee)
Lineage: Eukaryota; Metazoa; Chordata; Mammalia; Primates; Hominidae
Gene: OOSP4B
Product: oocyte secreted protein family member 4B
Exons: 5
Coding region: 125-694 (189 amino acids)
Source: RefSeq, a predicted model, not a curated record
CUCCCGGGUUGCCUAUGGCACAGGUGAAGUGUUGCAGCUACUGCCAGCUGAUGGGCCAUGUUUUGAGAAGAUGCUAAGGGGUUUCCCUGGGCUGCCCCAGCAGAGGGUAAUUGCAGACAGCUGAAUGUGGCCAAAGGUUUAUAAGCACUCAAGGAACCCCCAGCUCCUUGCCAUUUCUUGUUUCCUAUGUUGUGUCUUGGAGUCUGGAGCAAUGAAGACCUCUGUGCUCUUAGCAAUAACUGCAAUGUGCUCUGAUGAUUGGUUGUUAGUCAGAAUGAAAAUAAGGCCUUUUGAUAACAACACAGAAAUUAGAAUUGGCGACAUACACCUGAGAGAUAACUGUCCUGUAACAAGACUGUUGUCAUUUAACUACGAGUUUUCUUAUCCUAUCACUUCUUGUGGGAUCAAGAAAAUUAUGUUCCAAACAAAUGAUGACGCCAUAUUAUCAGAGAUCAGUUACAAACCAAGGUUGCAUACUACCUAUGAAUUUCCAGUGGUUUGCUUUGUGAAGAGGCUUAAAUUCCCCUCUGUGAUGCAUUUUGGAAUGAGUGGGUUUGAUGCCCACACCUUGAAAGAAAUCCCUCAAAAAACAAAAGGACAAGAGUCACCAACUCCCACACAAAGUAAAACAUGGACACUUAAUUUUAACAGUGUUAAUAAGGAGCAACUAUCCAAGAAGUCACUGUAUCAAUAAUGCCUGUGUUAUAACACCCUCUCCUCCCUAAAGCAAGGGAACAAGUGAUACAUCUUGUCUGAAAACCAGUUUCAUCAAUACUGUUGAUGUGUCUGCACAAAGAUGAGUAGCAACAUCUGUUACCAGUUUCACUACAUUUUGGAGUUUUGAAUAACAUAUCUAUACCAUGAUAUUCACACUUUUUAAUGAGUUAAUUUUAAGUGAAAUUGCCAUUCUAACUCUGAAAUCAAGCUCAUACAUAAUAAAGCUUGCCCAUACCCA